AUGCCUGAGAAGUGGAGUCACCAAGGACCUUCGCAUCCCCGUACCCGAACCCGAUCACGCUCCUCAAGGGCCCAGCUGCAGUUCCCCGUGAGCCGCGUGGACCGCUUUCUGCGCCAGGGCCACUAUGCCCAGAGACUGGCCUCGGGUGCCCCUGUUUUCCUGGCUGCAGUGUUAGAGUACCUGACUGCUGAGAUCCUGGAGCUGGCAGGCAAUGCUGCCCGUGACAAUCAGAAGAGCCGCAUCGCUCCCCGCCAUGUGCAGCUGGCGGUGCGCAAUGAUGCUGAGCUCAACCAGCUCUUUGGCCAUGUCACCAUCUCUCAGGGCGGAGUCUUGCCUCGCAUCCACUCAGAGCUGCUGCAGCCAACAAGCAGGGCCCGAAGCACCCAGAGCCAUGUUGGACAUCCCCAUACCCACUGGUGA
This is a messenger RNA of Dromiciops gliroides (monito del monte), 420 nucleotides long. RefSeq names its product histone H2A-beta, sperm-like. The coding region runs from base 1 to 420 and encodes 139 amino acids. Lineage: Eukaryota; Metazoa; Chordata; Mammalia; Microbiotheria; Microbiotheriidae. Gene Ontology annotation, cellular component: nucleosome. Gene Ontology annotation, molecular function: structural constituent of chromatin; protein heterodimerization activity; DNA binding. The transcript has a single exon. The record is from RefSeq and is a predicted model, not a curated record.